GGAAAGGUGGAUAUGCGGAGUGAGACAGAAGGAGACAGACGCUGGACAGACAGGAGGGACCAGAAGACAAGCAGCAGGGCUCAGAGAUGCAGAACAAACCCACUUACAUCAACUACGGAUUUCAUUAUGGAGAAGGAAGACCUCCAGCACAAGCACCUGGACAUCCACCACCGUAUUAUCCCACUGUACCUCAGUACUCCAACGCACCACCUGUGCCCAUCAACACCCACUACACCGUCACAGCCGGACUCCCUCUUACUGCAGCGGCACCCAAAGCAGUCAGCAGAAGUCGAUGUUUGUGCAUCACAGCAGCGGUUGUCUUCGGCCUCAUCGUCGUGGCGAUAGCGGCCGUGUUGAUCUGGUACUUCUUGUUCGGAGUGUGUGUGCUGGGACGCAGGUGUGGACAGAGUGACACGUGUGUGUAUUUGUCACAGUGGUGUGAUGGACAGAUGAAUUGUCCAGCAGGAGAGGACGAGGCCGAGUGCUUUCGCUUCAAUGGUCCUCAUUUCAUACUGCAGAGUUUUUCAAACGAAGACCAAAAAUGGAAGGUGGUGUGUUCAGAUGGGUGGGACGACAAUGUUGGGAAGCUGGCAUGUGAGCAGAUCGGAUAUUCCAGAUCUGACUAUGUUGGUUCUGGGACAGUAACUCCAGACUCCGGAGCUGCAGAUGGCUACAUGACCCUCAGAUCCAGUUACUUGAACACACUCGGCUCUGAGCCUCUCCACAGUUCUCUCUCAAACAGUGCAAGUUGCCCAAUGAAUGCGGUGGUGACCCUGAAGUGUAUCGAUUGUGGAAAAUCUCUCACUCCUGGAACGCGUAUCGUGGGAGGGGAAGUGGUGAGCUCGCUGGGGCUCUGGCCAUGGCAGGUCAGUCUGCAGGCCAUGGGGCGUCACCUGUGUGGAGGUUCGAUCAUCACUCCAUCGUGGAUCGUCACAGCUGCUCACUGCGUUCAGGCACUUCCAUCUCCGAGUCAGUGGACAGUGUACGCCGGGUAUCUGACCCUGAGGGAGAUGUACUCCUCCACCGGCAACUCGGUCAGUCAGGUCAUCGCUCACACUGGCUUUGACCCUGAAACCAAUACCAACGAUAUCGCACUGAUGAAGCUGAGGACGCCGCUCCAAAUGUCCUCGAGCAUUAAACCAGUGUGCUUGCCAAACACUGGUCUCGACUUCUCAACUUUAAGAGCAUACUAUGUGACCGGAUGGGGGGCGACGAUGAGCCAAGGUUCUGCCUCCAAUGAAUUACGUGAGGCUCAAGUGUCGCUGAUAAGCAGGACGGUGUGUAACAGCCAGCAGGUUUAUAACGGUCUAAUCACAGACACCAUGAUCUGUGCAGGCAAGCUGCAGGGCGGAGUGGACUCGUGCCAGGGGGACAGCGGGGGUCCUCUGGUCACUAAGGAGAAUGUUCUGUGGUGGCUGGUGGGAGACACGAGCUGGGGUCAGGGCUGCGCUCUCAGGAACCGGCCUGGUGUUUAUGGAAACAUGACCUUCUUCCUCGACUGGAUUUACACACAAAUGAAGAAAUAUUAACUUGCCGUCUGGGUGAAAUGGACGACCUCGUGGACCUUCAUUUCAGAGCAGCUUGAUGAAGGACUGUUUGAAGAUAUUUAUAUGAGCGUUAUAUCCUGUGGAUUAGCAGUACAGUAUUUCCUGAUCAUUUAUUUUGAUUUAUAUCUAUUUUUGUAAAAGGCUUUUAAUAAAUUUUGAUGAAAAUUUA
Neoarius graeffei (lesser salmon catfish) is the source of this 1716-nucleotide messenger RNA. It is a transcript of the gene tmprss2, whose product is annotated as transmembrane serine protease 2. The transcript has 13 exons. The record is from RefSeq and is a predicted model, not a curated record. Lineage: Eukaryota; Metazoa; Chordata; Actinopteri; Siluriformes; Ariidae. Bases 87 to 1529 code for a protein of 480 amino acids. Gene Ontology annotation, cellular component: membrane. Gene Ontology annotation, biological process: proteolysis. Gene Ontology annotation, molecular function: serine-type endopeptidase activity; protein binding.